AUGCUCAUCUCAUCACUAAUGGCAUGGAUUAAUGGGGCUUCGUCUUUGAGCGUCGCCGUCGCCCUUUUUAUACUCUUAUCUCCUCGCCCUGGCCUCGCUUCACAUCCUUACCUGUAGUUUUCCUCACUCCCUUGACCCCCGCCCGUCCCUAACUAAAGCCACUAGCGGUAGUAAUCCUUGUCAAGCCGGGUGACACCGCGGAGGGAGCGGAGCAUGGAGGCCAUGGACGUCAAGUACCGGCCGGCCCUCUACCCCAACGGCUCCGUCAAGAAGCUCCGGCAGGCGGCCGCGCCGCCGCCGCCGCCGGUGGAGGCCGUGCCCACGUACAAGGAGUGCCUCAAGAACCACGCGGCGGCCAUCGGCGCGCACGCCGUCGACGGCUGCGGCGAGUGGAUGCCCGUGGUGGAGCUCAACACCGCCGACCCGGCCUCGUAUAAGUGCGCGGCCUGCGGCUGCCACCGCAACUUCCACCGCCUCGUGAUGGUGGAGGGCUCGCCGCCGCCCCCGCCCCCGCCGGCCCUGCUGCCGGCGCCGCCCGUGCCCAUGCCCAUGCCGGCCACCGUGCUCCAUGGCCUGCCGCAGCGCGCGCACGGGCAUGAGACGCCGGAGGACCGGCUCCCGGGCGUCGACGGCGACGACUCUGACUCCGACUCGGAUGGCUCCGAGUACGACGACGAGCGCUCCGUCUCCCCGCCCCAGCACCCUCCGCCCGCGCACCUCCCGGCCCUGGUGGCGCAGCAGCCGCCGCCGUACAUCUCUUCCGCGCCACACCCGCACAUGCUGCUCUCUCUCAACUCCAGCGCGCCGGGGGCGCCGCAGGGCCAGAGCAGGCUCCCCGCCCAGCUCUCGCCGGCGACGGCGCCGCCGCCCCACGGGAUGAUGCCGGCCAGGAAGCGGUUCCGCACCAAGUUCACCGCGGAGCAGAAGCAGCGGAUGCAGGAGCUGUCGGAGCGGCUGGGGUGGCGGCUGCAGAAGCGCGACGAGGGCGUGGUCGACGAGUGGUGCCGCGACAUCGGCGUCAGCAAGGGCGUCUUCAAGGUCUGGAUGCACAACAACAAGCACAACUACCUCGGCGGCCACAGCGCCCGCCGCAGCGCCUCAGCCGCGGCCUCCUCCGCCGCGACCACCCCCACCGCCCCUGCCGCCGGCGGGCCAUUCCGUCUCGCCCCGGCCAGCCCCGCACCAGGAGCGCCAUUCAACCCCUCCGCCAGCCACAGCUCCCCGGCCCCCACGGGCACGGGCUUCAACAUGAACGGUACCGCCUCCUCCGCCUCCACCGCCACCACCACCGCCACGCCCACCCCCAUCUUCGCCGCCGGCCGCAAGCUGAACGGAGCCUCAUCGCCGCAGUCGGCGUGAGCUAGGGAGAGCAGAGGCAGAGAAGGAGAGGGAAGGAGAAAGGCAAAGACAUUUAGCUUUCAUUUCAGUUAUCAUUGCAUUACUUUUCUUUCUUUCUGUAGUUUGGAUCGAUCGUUGGUUCUACUAAGAAAUUAACCCCAAGAAAGGGCGCCGUCUGAUGUCUAGAAAUCUAAGCUUUAUCUGUUCUUGGGAUCCGAUGGAUGGAAGCUUGCGAUUUAGGAUUAAUUAGAUUAUCUGAUCUCAAAAGUGGCACCUUUCUUGGUCUGUUCUUGUCCCUGUAAGUUCAUCUCCCCUCCGUCCGUCCGUAAUAGAAGUUUAUUUCCUAACUA
Molecule: messenger RNA, 1688 nt
Organism: Triticum dicoccoides
Lineage: Eukaryota; Viridiplantae; Streptophyta; Magnoliopsida; Poales; Poaceae
Product: zinc-finger homeodomain protein 9-like
Exons: 1
Coding region: 214-1359 (381 amino acids)
Biological process (GO): regulation of developmental process; regulation of DNA-templated transcription
Cellular component (GO): nucleus
Molecular function (GO): DNA-binding transcription factor activity; transcription cis-regulatory region binding
Source: RefSeq, a predicted model, not a curated record